This is a messenger RNA of Aspergillus chevalieri, 528 nucleotides long. Its product is annotated as mitochondrial pyruvate carrier family protein. NCBI's taxonomy places the organism in Eukaryota, Fungi, Ascomycota, Eurotiomycetes, Eurotiales, Aspergillaceae. Gene Ontology annotation, molecular function: pyruvate transmembrane transporter activity. Bases 1 to 528 code for a protein of 175 amino acids. Gene Ontology annotation, biological process: pyruvate import into mitochondria. The transcript has 4 exons. The record is from RefSeq and is a predicted model, not a curated record. Gene Ontology annotation, cellular component: mitochondrial inner membrane.
AUGUCGACAUCCCGCAUUGGUUUCCGUUUCUUCCAGAACACACGCGCUGCCUUCCGCAACGCUUACGCUCCUUUCCGUCGGCCUGGUGCCCGUUUCCAGAGCUCGGAGGCCGGAGCGGCGUCGGCCGAGAGCCAGCAGAGUGGCUUCCAGCGUCUAUGGAACAGCCCGGUUGGCGUUAAGACGGUGCAUUUCUGGGCCCCCGUUAUGAAGUGGGGUCUCGUCAUCGCCGGUAUCUCCGAUUUCCAGCGUCCUGCCGAAAAGCUCUCCCUCACACAAAACGGUGCUCUCAUGGCUACCGGCGCCAUCUGGACCCGUUGGUGCAUGAUCAUUACUCCCCGGAACAUGCUCCUUGCCGCCGUCAACUUCUUCCUGGGAUGCGUCGGUGUCGUCCAGGUCAGCCGUAUCUUCCUGUACCGCCGUAGCCUGGAGGGAUCGAGCACGGAAGCCGCCAAGUCGAUGGAGCAUGAGGUUGCGGAUUCGGCUAAGGCGGUUGCGCAUGAGGCGGAGGGUGCUGUUAAGAAGUCUUAG